This is a messenger RNA of Aspergillus chevalieri, 1548 nucleotides long. RefSeq lists its product as uncharacterized. The record is from RefSeq and is a predicted model, not a curated record. Bases 1 to 1548 code for a protein of 515 amino acids. NCBI's taxonomy places the organism in Eukaryota, Fungi, Ascomycota, Eurotiomycetes, Eurotiales, Aspergillaceae. The transcript has 6 exons.
AUGGGUUUCGCCUCGAAAAUCGCCGCUAGCCAGGCGCAAUCUGGCGCUGGAGCCCCUCCGAUGAAUUCUUCUCCCUAUCAGGCAUACCCCGGUUCUUCAGCUGCUCCUCCUGGACAGUAUCCUCCCGGUCCUUCCGGUCCUCCGUACCCCGGUGGUCCUCCUGGUCCUCCUGGUGGUGCGCCAUCCGGUCCUGGUGGAUAUGGUGCGCCCGCGCCUGGGGGCCCGCCCGCGCCGGCUACUCCCCAGCAGGUCGCUGCUUACCGUCAGCUGUUGAUCGAUACCAUCCAAGAGAAGAAUCUGCAGAGUUUCUAUCCCCCUGAACGACUGGACCAGCUCGUUCAACGCCUCGCCGUUGAAGCGCCCAUUAAGCUCAGCAACUUGAUCCAUGAAUGGGCUGUUCCUAUGGAGGUUGCGACGGAUGUCAUGAAGUUGGCUCUGUUCGAUGUGAUCCUCUACGUUGACGACAGUGGUUCCAUCGAGUUCGAAGAGAAGGGUGUACGCAAGGAACAACUCAAGCAGAUCAUCAGCAUCGUCGCCACGGCCGCUUCCACCUUCGACCAGGAUGGCAUUUCUGUACGCUUCAUGAACAACAUGGAAGCUGGCGACGGUAUCCGCAAUGCAGACGAUGUUACCGUGCUUACCUCGCGCGUCCGUUUCCAAGGUUUGACUCCGUUGGGAUCCAGCCUGCGGAACAAGGUUCUCGAACCCAUGGUUAUCGGCCCCGCACGCGCCGGCCGUCUGGACAAACCGGUGCUCGUCAUUACGAUUACUGAUGGUCAGCCUGCUGGCGAACCGCACGACACUGUGGCGAACAGCAUCCGUUAUGCGGUUGAGGAGGUUUCGCGUUCGCGCUACGGUCGCGGUGCUGUUUCUUUCCAGUUCACUCAGGUUGGAAAUGAUACCAGAGCUCGUGACUUUUUGUCGGCUCUUGAUGAGGAUCCUAGCAUUGGAAACCUCAUUGAUUGCACUUCCAACUUUGAGGUUGAGCAAGAUGAAAUGUCGCGAGCCAACCCUCCUGUAUUCCUCACGCGAGAGCUAUGGUGCGCCAAGCUGAUGCUCGGUGCCAUUGACUCGUCAUACGACACCAAAGACGAAAAGGCUUCUGGUCGCCCCGGUCCUGGCCCUGGUGGCCCUCCCCCCAUGUCUGGACCUCCGUCCGGACCUCCGUCUGGUGCUCCUCUAGGUGCUCGACCCUCUGGACCUCCUGGCCCUGGUGGCCCUCCUCCCGGUCCAUACGGAGGCUACAGCCAGGGACCUAGCUACGGCAACCCCGGAUACUACAGCCCCUCGCCUGCUGGUCCCGGCGGCCCCGGUCCCGGCUAUCCUCAAAAUCCGUAUGGCGCUCCUAGCCCUAGUCCGUAUCCCCCAGGUCCAGGCGGCCCGGGCCCAGGUCCUUACGGCCAAGCGCCGUACCCCACGAGCUCUGGACCGCCUCCGCAGGGUGGAUACGCUCCGUCGCCGUACGGUGGAUAUGGACGACCUCCCUCGGGUCCCCCUGGUUAUCCCCCAGGACCGUAUGGCCAGCCGCCGCCUCCCCCGCGGUACUAA